This is a messenger RNA of Alligator mississippiensis (American alligator), 1440 nucleotides long. RefSeq names its product centrin-1-like. Gene Ontology annotation, biological process: mitotic cell cycle; centriole replication; nucleotide-excision repair. Gene Ontology annotation, molecular function: calcium ion binding. Gene Ontology annotation, cellular component: centriole; centrosome. NCBI's taxonomy places the organism in Eukaryota, Metazoa, Chordata, Crocodylia, Alligatoridae. The record is from RefSeq and is a predicted model, not a curated record. The coding region runs from base 260 to 1129 and encodes 289 amino acids. The transcript is spliced from 5 exons.
GGUCGGGCUCCCGGACGCAGCACGUGCUCUGGGACACAACUUCACCGCAGGGAGAGAAGCCGGCGCAGGAAGCCUGUCGCAACGUGCCGGCGGCCACCUGCAAUGCAGCGCUGAAGUUCAAGGCUCCGGACAAAGCCAGUCGCCGCGCCGGGCAGAGGCUGCUCCGAGACGCUACAAGCCUGGAGGUGCUCGGCCGCCGCUCUCCCGGCUGCGGUGUCACUCGCGGCUUGUGCGGACAGGACCGCGGCCCGGAGGAGGGAUGCGGCUCCCACCCCUGCAGGCCCGCUGGGAAGGGCGAGCCGAAGGCGCCGCUCACACGCCCCGGCCAGCCGCAGCUGCAGCCGCAAGCGCGCGGGUGUCCCAGCCCGCUCCCACCGACCCGUUGGAACGCCCCGUUCUUCCCGCGUCAGCGCCUCAGCCAAUCAACGCCGCUCUGCACCCCGCCCUCUCCGCUGUUUGGCCAAUCGCCAUCCAGCGAGUCCCCCCCCCCACCUUAGCCAAUGGGGAGCUUGGUUGCCACGGCAACGGCUCGAAGCACUUACCCAAUGGGGUGAGCAGAAAUUGUUGCCGGUUUCCCAGUCAGGAUCCUGCAGCCCGUGGCCGCUGCGCCGCGAUGGCUUCCAGCUUCAAGAAACCAUCAGCAGGGACAAUUUACCAAAGGAAGAAGGCAGCCCCCAAGCUGAUACUUACUGAAGAACAGAAACAACAGUUCCGAGAAGCCUUUGAUUUGCUGGAUACCGAUGGCACUGGCACGAUCGAUGUUAAAGACUUGAAGGUGUCCAUAAGAGCUCUGGGCUAUGAACCCAAGAAAGAUGAGAUGAAGAAAAUCAUAUCAGAAGUUGAUAAAGAAGGGUCUGGGAAGAUCAACUUUGAUUUAUUUUUGCAUGCAAUGACUCAGAAAAUGUCGGAGCCAGAUUCCAAAGAAGACAUUUUGAAAGCCUUCAAGCUGUAUGAUCAGAAUGGAACUGGCAAAAUCUCAUUCGAAAACCUCAAAUGUGUGGCUAAUGAGAUUGGGGAAAAUCUUACAGAUGAAGAACUGCAGGAAAUGAUUGAUGAAGCAGAUAUGGAUGGAGAUGGAGAAGUGAACGAACAGGAGUUUCUGCAGAUCAUGCGAAUGACCAACAUGUAGCUAGACAUUUCUCUUUUCUUCCCACAAAUACUCAUAAAAUAUAGUUGGUAGGAACAUCUACAGCAUCCAUCAAAUCUUCUGGGGGAAAAGAAGAGAGUUUGUGUUUUUUAGAAAUAUAUUUGCAAUGGGAAUGAGUUACUGAUUUUAGCUGUUUAUUUCCUACUGUUUAAUUCAAUUUCAGAAUUUGAAAAUGAUCGUGGGUAGUGUUCUGACCACAGGUAAAGAAUCAGCUUAUUCAUUGCUUGUUUUCAUGUUCAGAAAAUCAUUUUCUAUAUCCCAAUAAAACUUGUAUAUAAUUAUUUCUAGUUGAA